UGAGAACACUGCCCGUCAGAGGUUCUAUAAAAGCCAUGGAGCUGUGAGAUUUUCUGUUCCCUCUUUUGCUUCUUUCACAUACGAACGAGUAUACGAAUUUUCCUUUUCACAUCUGAAAAUCCGAGAUAUAUACAUACUGCUAAAGUCGAUUAUUUGGGAUUUGGGUAAUGGAAUCGUCAUCUUCGUCUUCUUCUUCGGUGAUAACUCCCGAAGAUGUGUUGGGGACGCUGAUGAACGACGGUACAAUCGACGCUAUCCGGUUGAAAAUCAUCACUCAGCUCAAAGCCAAUGAAGAGUUGAAGAAUACAACCAUAAAAAUGGUGGAACAGAGCAAGGUUCUUAACACUCCUGGGGCCGAGAAGCAGACCAAAAGAGAGCUUUUUGAUGCACUUCGCCAAGAACUCGAGACUUCAGUGCUUGAGAAAGCUUCUAAAUCAGUUUGGGAGCUGAUAUUGGAUCACAAUGGGAUCGGGAAAGAAAUAAGCGAGACAGUUGAGGGCGUAUUUUGUAGAUUGAGCGGAAGAGAACCUCCGUUGUUCCCUCCAGCUGUCGAAACCAAAUCAGACAAGGGGAAAGUGAAAGACAGCGAGGAAGGAAGGGAAACUGAGAAGGAUAAUUCAUCAGACUUGGCGUUAAAGAAGAGGAAGUUCCAUGAAGUGAAUACAGAAGAUGGCGCAGAAGAAGUUGCUAAGAAAUCACACGAAAAGUCAACUGAAACAGAUGAUUCUAGUAAAAUGCCUACACCUAGCACAAAAUCAUGAUUCCUUAGGUAAACUAUAUAUCUACUUUAUCCUUCUCUCCAUUUUAGCCCUAGUAGAAGAACUUUUGAAUGCUCAAAACUCUUGUAACAGAAUCAGUCUGCGUCAUAUAUGGUUUGUAGAUAUGCACACUAGGAAAUGAUGCAGGCGUUUUAUGCUUUCUGAAAUCCUUGUAUCUUUUAGCAGGUUCAAGGUUUGAAGUUAAUACUUUUGUUAGCAAUAGCUGCCUUCUUGACUUCUUGUUGGCAACUUUCAUAAUUGGAAUUGCUCAUUAAACUUAGAAUGAUGACAAUUGUUCAGUAA
Ipomoea nil (Japanese morning glory) is the source of this 1061-nucleotide messenger RNA. RefSeq lists its product as uncharacterized. The record is from RefSeq and is a predicted model, not a curated record. The transcript has 3 exons. Bases 168 to 761 code for a protein of 197 amino acids. Lineage: Eukaryota; Viridiplantae; Streptophyta; Magnoliopsida; Solanales; Convolvulaceae.